Messenger RNA from Mytilus trossulus (common blue mussel), 1061 nucleotides. RefSeq names its product hairy/enhancer-of-split related with YRPW motif protein-like. The record is from RefSeq and is a predicted model, not a curated record. Gene Ontology annotation, cellular component: nucleus. The coding region runs from base 301 to 984 and encodes 227 amino acids. Gene Ontology annotation, biological process: anterior/posterior pattern specification; regulation of transcription by RNA polymerase II; regulation of neurogenesis. The transcript has 4 exons. Gene Ontology annotation, molecular function: RNA polymerase II cis-regulatory region sequence-specific DNA binding; protein dimerization activity; DNA-binding transcription factor activity, RNA polymerase II-specific. NCBI's taxonomy places the organism in Eukaryota, Metazoa, Mollusca, Bivalvia, Mytilida, Mytilidae.
ACUGUCGGCUGUUGCAAAAUCUCGCGUGCGUAAAAUAUAUCGGCACGCGCUCCUCCGUGGUAUAGGUUAUUCCCAAAUCACAUAGUUUAUAACAUUAAGAGGCUUCUGUGAUUUAACCAUUUUAAUAUCCGUCAAUGCACGUGUAAAAUGAAUUAAUUGCAUGUGGGAUAAUCUUGCUAUACUGCAUUAAUUAAAUCGUUCUCGUAACAUUUAAAUCCUGGACAUCAAUAUUUUUUGCAUUCUGGAAGAGUAUUCACUGCAGGGAUAUUAUUAGAAUUCAUUCUCAGAAGUUGAAAUAAUAUGGAAGCGAAUAAUUCAGAUGCGGAUCAAACUUCUCACAAAGUUAUAGAAAAGAAAAGACGGGACAGAAUAAACUCGUGUCUGUCUGAACUUAGUCAGACUGUUCCAGCGGCAUUUUCUAAGCAGACUUCUGGAAAGCUAGAAAAAGCAGAAAUAUUAGAAAUGACGGUUGAAUAUCUAAGAGCUAUUCAAGCAACAGAAUUAGGAAUCAGAGUUGAAAACGGUGACUGGUAUAGCUCUGAAAUUUGGACAGAUUUUAUGCAACAUUAUCAAACAGGCUACAAUGAUUGUAUUCGUGAAAUCAUGCGUUACAUGCUUGAUGUCGAAGGCCUGAAUGUCCAUGACCACAGAUGCUCAAGAAUGAUGUCGUAUUUACAAACAAGAUUUAAGCCUGACACGUCCAUUGCAAGUGGAAUAGCACACAGACAAAGUAUAUCCAGAAACAACGCAUCCUUCAAAAGUGUAUCAUCUUACAAAGGUGGCGCUUCUCCUCCCACAAGUUCCCGAUUCAAUCCUUAUGCUGUAAAUCAACGUACAAGUUUAUAUGACUUUUGUUUAAAUGGAGAAUCAAGGGACAGCUCCUUGGCGAAGGCAACAAAUUUUACAUCACCAUUCCAAUUAAUGCCAUCAUUCACUGGGUUACUUUGUUUUGCAGAUCGAAAUCCUUUAUUAAAAAGAGACUGAUAUGAUCAAGACUUUCUUAUUAAAACAAUGUAACUUUAAAAACGGUGAAGGAGUGUGCCUCAAUUCCAAAUGCACCC